Messenger RNA from Cynara cardunculus var. scolymus (artichoke), 1074 nucleotides. RefSeq lists its product as uncharacterized. Lineage: Eukaryota; Viridiplantae; Streptophyta; Magnoliopsida; Asterales; Asteraceae. The record is from RefSeq and is a predicted model, not a curated record. The coding region runs from base 1 to 1074 and encodes 357 amino acids. The transcript has 2 exons.
AUGACGUGCAAUUCAAAGUGGCCUGAAAUCCUUAGAGAGCUGUUGCCGAGUCGAACCGCACCCGAUCGGCCAGACCUUGUUGCAAGAGUUUUUUGUGCGAAACUAGAGGAUAUGAAAGACCAUAUCUUCAAAAAGCACAUCCUCUGUAAAUUUGGGGCAUAUGUUUAUGUCAUCGAGUUUCAGAAGCGUGGUUUGCCGCAUGCCCAUUUUCUUCUGAUAAUGACACCCGAACACAAAAUGACCAAUCUAGAUCAUUACGACAAGAAUGUAUGUGCUGAAAUUCCGGACCCAAACCGAUAUCCCCAAAUGCACGAACUGGUCGUCCAACACAUGAUGCAUGGUCCUUGCGGUCAUUUACGACCGUCCAGUCCUUGUAUGCAAAGUAAGCCAAAAAAAUGUCGUUUCAGAUAUCCUAAACAGUUCAACGACAAGACGAUGCAGGCUGAGGACUCAUAUUCAUUAUAUCAACAGAGAAAUAGUGGAAUAAAUAUGAAUGUACGAGGCAACAUCCUGGAUAAUAGAUGGGUGGUCCUGUAUAACUCGAAGCUGUUAAUGAUGUUCAACUAUCAUAUCAAUGUUGAGGCUUGCUCGAGUAUAACAUCUGUGAAGUAUGUCUUCAAGUAUGUUUACAAGGGUCACGACAAACAAGUUGUUCAAAUCGAUUCAGAGGAAGAAAGGGUCGUUAUUAACGAAAUUAGAAGGUUCCAAGAUGCAUGUUAUGUCUCCCCUCCCGAGGCGAUAUGGCGGAUUUUUAGCUUCAUACUUUCUCAAAUGCACCCUUACAUGAUGGUGUUGCAACUCCAUCUCCCUAACAAACAGAUGUCUAUGGGUAAGAGUCUUAAUGAUUUAGAUCUUCCAAUGGUAGAUGCAAAUGCCAAUUUUCAAUCUGGAGAAUUUUGUGAGGUACAAGAAGAAUGCUCUAUAGUUGUGGAGGACGAACACUUGCGUCCCCUAGACUCUCUCAAUUCCAACCAGAAAUACGCAUAUGAUGAGAUCAUGAGGCACAUAGACGAGGAUUGUCCAGGAGUGUUCUUUAUAGAUGGUCCGCGUGGAACCGUGAACAUAUUUUUGUAG